AUGAUGAAGUGGCUAAUUAUUGCCCUCGUCUGCCUCCAACUUUCAGAGGCACUUAUCAAGGUCCCUCUGAAGAGGUUCAAGCCCAUGAAAGAGGUGAUGAAGGAGAAAGGUGUGUGGAAAGACUUCUUGAAGAACCACAAAGUGGAUCCUGCCACCAAGUACUUCAACCAGUUUGCUGCUGGCUAUGAGCCCCUGGCCAACUAUAUGGAUAUGUCCUACUAUGGGGAGAUCAGCAUCGGGACUCCACCCCAGAACUUCCUGGUCCUCUUUGACACUGGCUCCUCCAACCUGUGGGUGCCCUCCAUCUACUGCCAGAGCCAGGCCUGCACCAAUCACCCCCAGUUCAACCCCAGCCAGUCUUCCACCUAUUCCAGCAAUGGACAGACCUUCUCCUUGCAGUAUGGAACGGGCAGCCUCACUGGAGUCUUUGGCUAUGACACCGUGACAAUCCAAGGCAUCUCCAUCACCAACCAGGAAUUUGGCCUGAGUGAGACUGAACCUGGCACCAAUUUUGUGUAUGCCCAGUUUGAUGGGAUCCUGGGUCUGGCCUAUCCUGCCAUCAGCUCUGGUGGGGCCACCACUGUCAUGCAGGGCUUUCUGCAAGAGAACCUGCUCAAUGCCCCUGUCUUUGCCUUCUACCUUAGUGGGUAG
Molecule: messenger RNA, 651 nt
Organism: Gracilinanus agilis (Agile Gracile Mouse Opossum)
Lineage: Eukaryota; Metazoa; Chordata; Mammalia; Didelphimorphia; Didelphidae
Product: gastricsin-like
Exons: 5
Coding region: 1-651 (216 amino acids)
Biological process (GO): proteolysis
Molecular function (GO): aspartic-type endopeptidase activity
Source: RefSeq, a predicted model, not a curated record